AUGCGAGCUGGGUGCAAGCAUAUUUCCGUCUGUGUUCCCUUUUCUGGAUAUGAAGCCGUCAAAGGUCUCUUUGGACAUAUCCAUAAACAAGACGAUGUCACGAUUCAGCUGGUGGCAGACCAGGCCAACAAGCGGGAGCAACUCAAACGUGCCAUCGAGAAUCUCCCUAGCUCUAUAAAGAAGUCACACAAGGUCAUAGUGUUUGCAGACGAUGACAUCACUUACGGCGAGCACACUCUCCGAUGGAUGCUUGCCCCCUUCGAGAAGGAGUCUGUUGGGGCAGUUGGGACUUGUCAGCGAACCAGGCGCGUCGAGACUACGUCCAUCGCAGAGAGGGUUGUUGACUGGAUCUUUGCCGACUACAUUGAGCGGCGACAUUUCGAGAACUCGACAACGCUGGCAAUAGACGGAUCGAUCUCGUGUUUUGUGUCGGAGAGGUGGAGCGGCCGGAAGCUCAACGCGGACGACGACAAUUUUUGGACACGGUGGCUCUUGGAAAACCACUGGGAGAUCGGGUAUCAAUACAAUGAACAAUGCCAGGUCGAGACCAAAUUUGAACCUCACGUACAGCAGCUCUGGAGGAGAAACUUACGGUGGUCAAGAAGCAACUGGAGGAGCAACUGGACAAGCAUUUGCAAAGUAGCAAAUUGGCGGACAUAUCCCCGGGGUACCUACUCGUUGUACAUGUCGGGUUUUGUGAACUUUGGGCUCCCUACUGAUGCACUGCUUUGGCGGCUGUGGCUGGGGAUGACUUCGAGCCACGAGCAGUGGGGAACGUGGACAAAGUGGUAUUUUAUUUGGUGGCUCUUCACCAAGGUUGUGAACAGGAUCGGUCUGUACCGGCGAAACUGGAGGGAUGUAAUAUUCCUGCCAGUUGCCAUUCUUUGGGGCUGGCUUCACGGGGUCAUCAAACUCCAUGGAUUAGUCAGCCUGCACCAGGUUGCUGCGAAUAUGGCGCAUCCGUUCGUUGAGCGUCCGGCCACGGUUGGGUUGCCCAAUACCGAACCCGAUAACGGACUCGGAGACGACUCCCUCGUGCUGGGUGACGAUCAACUCAAGGAAAUCGCCCGAUUUCAGGAAGAGAUCCGCCACCACGAGACCGACGCGGACAAAUAUCGGCUUUGUACCAGGACACGAGAUGACCUGCUCCGAAGGCAUGCCGAUUUGCGGCUUCUGAUUGCCGUGUACGAGCAUGUCAUGCUUGACGAAUGCGCGGCAUAUAGAACUUUCAAAGAGAACAGUGUCCCGGCGACAAACCAGAAACACGACGAGACAGAGGAGUGGGAGCUCGCGUUGCUGUAG
Messenger RNA from Trematosphaeria pertusa, 1302 nucleotides. Its product is annotated as glycosyltransferase family 2 protein. The record is from RefSeq and is a predicted model, not a curated record. Lineage: Eukaryota; Fungi; Ascomycota; Dothideomycetes; Pleosporales; Trematosphaeriaceae. The transcript is spliced from 4 exons. Bases 1 to 1302 code for a protein of 433 amino acids.